ACCUAAUCCAAGAUUGAAAAACCCUAGAAAAGAUGUGAAGACUUUUGUGAUUCUCCUGAGCAUCACAUCACCCUCUUCCUACCUAUAAAGCCGGUCUUCCCUUCCGACAAUUUUCUUCAUCAAAUCAUAGACAGCUUCGUUUUGUGUUCGGAGAAAUUAAGAAGGAAGAUCGAGAAAGCAAACAAAUCCGAGAUGGGAAGAGCACCGUGCUGUGACAAAGCCAACGUGAAGAAAGGACCAUGGUCUCCUGAAGAAGACGCAAAACUCAAAGUCUAUAUUGAGAAAUAUGGUACUGGUGGCAAUUGGAUUGCGCUUCCCCCAAAAAUUGGGCUUAAAAGAUGUGGAAAGAGUUGCAGACUCCGAUGGCUAAAUUAUCUUCGUCCCAACAUCAAGCACGGUGGAUUCACCGAGGAAGAAGACAACACCAUCUGCAGCCUCUAUAUUAGUAUUGGCAGCAGGUGGUCCGUAAUUGCAGCACAACUGCCUGGAAGAACAGAUAAUGAUAUCAAGAACUACUGGAACACCAAAUUGAAGAAAAAGUUGCUCGGAAAGCGCAAACAGUCGACUCACACGAACAGGCUCUCAAUUGCAGAUGAUCAGAGCCCAAAAGGUGUAGAUGAUAAUGCCUAUUUGCAAAACUUGAGCAGUUCGGCACUGGAAAGACUUCAGCUCCACAUGCAGCUUCAAGGGCUACAAAACCCUUUCUCUUUCUACAGUAAUCCUGCACUUUGGCCUAAGUUGAAUCCCCAAAAAAUGAUACAAAACCUCCAAUAUUCUUUGAAUGAAAAUCAAAAUAUUCUUAUGCCACAAGCCCCUCAUAGUCCAAAUCCCACUGCUGUUACACUUCAAGAAGAGUAUUGCAAUAUGAACAACUUCAAGGUUGCCCAGCAAUUGAACACGAUCACGGACACAGACAUUGACACAGGAUUUAAGACAGGUUCAACAUAUACGCAUUCUGAACUUGAUGAUUUCCUCAGCAAAGAAGCUGCUAAUUUGCAACCUACAGAGAGUCAGAUAGCAGAAUUGGAUUGUUUCCGAAAUGUUGAAUGGUGGUCUAAUGAAUUUGAUCAUUCCUCAAGAUCUGGGGACUCAACUUCUUUUCUUCAUCAGUCUGAAGAAAUGUGUCAAGAAUAUGGACAAGGUCCUCUAGGAUACAAUUUGCAGAAUCUAUAGCAAACUGGGUCGAUAUGAUUUUUCGUGCCUAUUGUCGCAUUAUCUAGUAAGGUUAUCAUAGACAUUUAUAGUUUUAUUUGUUGCUUGCGCAUAAGAGGGGGGAAGAAGGAUAAGCUGAUUGUUGGUCUUGUAAAUUGCAUGAAUAAUGUUGUGUCCUUUGUCAUCUUCCCGAAGUUUGUACUUCACUUAACUUUUAAAGGAGUUAUCCAAUUAUUAAGUAUUCAAAA
Molecule: messenger RNA, 1400 nt
Organism: Olea europaea var. sylvestris
Lineage: Eukaryota; Viridiplantae; Streptophyta; Magnoliopsida; Lamiales; Oleaceae
Product: transcription factor MYB36-like
Exons: 3
Coding region: 193-1173 (326 amino acids)
Source: RefSeq, a predicted model, not a curated record